Messenger RNA from Gossypium raimondii (Peruvian cotton), 2257 nucleotides. RefSeq names its product squamosa promoter-binding-like protein 6. Gene Ontology annotation, cellular component: nucleus. Lineage: Eukaryota; Viridiplantae; Streptophyta; Magnoliopsida; Malvales; Malvaceae. The coding region runs from base 323 to 1834 and encodes 503 amino acids. The transcript has 5 exons. Gene Ontology annotation, molecular function: DNA binding. The record is from RefSeq and is a predicted model, not a curated record.
UUAAUAAAAAUCUUGAUAACCCUUUUCUAAAUUUCGGGUUUUUUUUUUUGUUUUCUCGAGGGUUUUUUUUGGUGUUGUUUGAGGGGUUUUUGUUUGGUUUCCUAGAAAACUGUAGGAAAAGGAGAGAAAGUUGGGAAUCUUGCGACAUCCUAAAUUGUUCAACUACAGUUUUUAACAGGGACUAAACGUACCCAUGUGAACUCUUUUUGUCUGUUAAUCUCCGUUAAUUGGUUGUUUUCAUCUUUCUUUUUUUUCCCACUUUUUUUUUUGGUUGAUUAAGAUUUUGGAAAACAAAGAAAGAGCAUUUACAUUAUUCAUAGUGAUGGAGUCUUGGAGCUAUGGGUCUGAAGGGAAAGGCCUUCUUUUUACCGAUGAAAUGGAUGUGGAUGCUUUUUCUAGAAGUAGGAAAGCAAUGCUAAGUUGGGACCUCAAGCCUUCCACUGAUCUUGAAGGUGUUGAGAGCAUGGAAUUCAUGGAUUUUGGUAUUGCUGCUGAUAUGAACAAAAAACCCUUUUAUGGUAACACUAGUAUGGGGAUUUUUGGAGCUGAGUUUGGUAAUGAUUCUACUAAAAGUCUAGUUUCUCCUACUUGUAUGAUUUCCUCUACUUCAGAUUUUGGUGAAGAAGAAUCUGGUUCCAAGCAUUGCAGCUCUUUGAUGGACUCUAACAGUCAGGAAUCUUCACUCAUUGAUUUAAAGCUCGGGAGAUUGACUGACUAUAAAGAUGCACACCAUGGCAAGUUCUUGAAGGAAACCUCUGUUGUUUCCCCUGUUCGACCGGCUAUUGUGCCGAAGAAAGCUCGAACCACAAGCUCACAUUCUCAAAUUCCUUGCUGUCAAGUUUAUGGUUGCAACAAGGACCUUAGCUCUUCAAAAGAUUACCACAAGAGGCACAAAGUUUGUGAGGCUCACUCCAAGACUGCCAAAGUAAUUGUCAAUGGAAUUGAGCAGCGGUUUUGUCAGCAGUGCAGCAGGUUUCAUUUACUGGCUGAAUUUGAUGAGGGUAAGCGCAGUUGUCGUAAACGCCUAGCAGGGCAUAAUGAGCGCAGAAGGAAGCUUCAUUUCAAUACCUUUUCUGGAAAAUCACAUAAGUUGCCUCAUUCAUAUCAAGGUACCAAGUUUCUGGGAACCUCCAUACCGAAACAAAUGCCUUUUGUUAUCCCUAACAUAUUUCAAGUUGACUUUCUUCAUCCAGAAAGACAUGCAUACAGUAAUCAAUAUCAGCAGGUUAAAUCUGAAGAGAAACCAAUGUAUAGUUCUCAAUCAGCAAUGCCAAUCACAAACGGGCAGUCGUCUUUCUUUCAUAUGCAUGACAGUGGGAAGCAACAUCUUUCUGGAACAUUAUCAUCAGCAACUGAAGUCUUCGGUGCUCCUAGUGCAGCACCAACAGUUAAAGAGUUAUCUGGGGUUUCACGCUCAGACUGUGCUCUCUCUCUUCUGUCAGCUCAAUCCUUGGAUUUGUCAAGCCAUGUGACAGGUAUUCAAAUGACUAGGCCCUUGAUCAAUCAAGCUGGCCUUGCCCAUCGUAGCACUGAGAAAUCUGCAGUGAUGAGUUACUCGGAAAAAGGUAGCAGUUUCUAUUCAUGUGGGAUGAACCCUACCGGAGUAAGCCAAGAAGGGUCAGUCGUGGUCCCCGAUGCUGGUCAUACUGCUAAUUUUGAAGGUAAAGUCCAAGACUUGGAUCUCUUGAGUGCAAGGUAUUGUCUUUCUCCUGAAACUGGGACCACUGUUGAUUUGCUUCAACUUUCAACACACCUCCAAAGAGUGGAGCAACAGAGGAACUCCAUGCAAGUAAAGCAGGAAAAUGAGGAUCUGUUUUAUUUCCUUUCCACUUAAUUGGUACAAGAGGGAGAAAGGCUUUCAGGGAGAGUUGCAAAAGUGCUGCAUUAAACUCUUUUUUUUAUAACCUCAUUGGUGCAUUUUCACAAUACGCUGUUAGGAGACUCGAUACCAUUGGUAGUACAUCUCGUUUUCCGGUCAGUACAUAACAGAGCGAAUUCUGGAACUGUACAUUAGUGCAAUUUCAGUAGGAUUUGUUCCUUUUCUAGAACUCUUGUUCUCUGGUGAUAUUAUGUAGUUAAGCUGGUUUAAUGAUUAUGUUAAUAUAUGAUGAUAUAAUCUGAGAUAUUGUAGGAAACACUUUUAGCUUGGUAUAUGAUCCCCCAUCACUUUGGUUGCAUUGAAGGGGCAAUGUUCAAAGGGACAAACUAAGAGUCAAGUUGGAAUAAAGAUCACCCUGUAAAAAGAAGUUUAGAAUCA